GCAACCUACAGNGAACCACCCAAGGCUGGUCCUGAACCGGAACCACCCAAGGCUGGGCCCAGUAAAAUUAAAUGUGGAACUGAACCACCCAAGGCUGGGCCCAGUAGAAUUAAAGGUGGACGUGAACAACCCAAGGCUGGGCCCAGCAGAGUUAAAGGUGGUCCUGGACCCAAGAGUACAUCAAAGAGAGGAUCCAAACCUGGAUCCUCAAAAUCCAAAAGCGGAACCAAGUCUGGAAGCAAGCCUGCAAGCUCAAGACCAGGACCAGUGAUCAUAAACGGACCCUCAAGAACUCAAGCUACAUCAGACUCAAGCAGCGAUUCUUCUUCAGAAGAAAAUAUAACACCUAGAUGUCGAGCAGCCCCUACAGAGAGUCGCGCUCCGCAGGAGGAUCCCGCUCUUGUAGCACAAAUGGGCGGGAUGAAUUGCCCGUGCCUGCCUUCAAAUUAUGCAAUACAACGACGAUACCAAAAAUGUCAAAGGAAAGAAACUACAGAUGAACCACCCAAGGCUGGUCCUGAACCGGAACCACAAGAUCAAGAAGAACCUACAGAUGAAUCACCCAAGGCUGGUCCUGAACCGGAACCACAAGAUCAAGAAGAACCUACAGAUGAACCACCCAAGGCUGGGCCCAGCAAAAAAAAUUGUGAAACUGGACCCAAGGCUGGACCUAGCAAAAAAACUUGUGGACCCAAGGCUGGACCCAGCAAAAAAACUUGUGGACCCAGCAAAAAAACUUGUGGAAUUGGACCCAAAAGACCUGGACCAUUAAAAUCUAAAAGCUCGGCAAGCUCAAGAGGACCAAACAUCAUAAACUCAAGAACUACAGACUCGAGCAGCGAUUCGUCGGAGGGAGAAAUAACCUCCAGAUGUCGGGCAAAAACAUCUAGGCCUACAGAGAGGAGUCGCGCUCCGCAGGAGGAUCCCGCCCUUGUACCACAAAUGGGCGGGAUGAAUUGCCCGUGUCUGCCUUCGCAGGAAAUAAUGUUGCGUGCAGCCUUCC
Messenger RNA from Parasteatoda tepidariorum (common house spider), 1003 nucleotides. Lineage: Eukaryota; Metazoa; Arthropoda; Arachnida; Araneae; Theridiidae. The record is from RefSeq and is a predicted model, not a curated record.